This is a messenger RNA of Musca domestica (house fly), 2679 nucleotides long. RefSeq names its product TRPL translocation defect protein 14 (gene Ttd14). Bases 539 to 2092 code for a protein of 517 amino acids. The record is from RefSeq and is a predicted model, not a curated record. NCBI's taxonomy places the organism in Eukaryota, Metazoa, Arthropoda, Insecta, Diptera, Muscidae. Gene Ontology annotation, molecular function: GTP binding; phosphatidylinositol binding; phosphatidic acid binding. Gene Ontology annotation, biological process: photoreceptor cell maintenance. The transcript has 12 exons.
AAACAUCAAGUUAUUUUAUUUGAUUCAAGAAGACAGAUGUCGAUUAUACCGCAAGGAAAUAUAGUAAUUUUUGUGAUGGCUGACAGUUGGCAAAAAACUUUAAUAAGAAAAUGUCACAUUUAGAAAAGCAUUGACGUCGUCAAAUAAAAUCAAAAUUUGUUAAUAGCUCAAUUUAAUAUAUCGUUAUUGUGCGAGUGCUUGUGUUAAGUGUUGGUGCCCCCAUAUUCGUUAAUUCUUUACUACAUGUGGUCGGUCAUGCGGUGUGGUCUAUAAUCUAAUAAAUAAAUUAGCAAACACAUAAAAUAUACGAGUGUUGGAUGGAAAAAGUUAUACAAUUUUCUAAAAAUGGUGUAGUUGGGCCCGCUUCAAUUUGACGUGGAAUAACAACUAACAUCGGCACCGUUUUCUAUGACAAAAAGAAAAAUUCUAUCUACGUAACGUAAUAACCUCAAAAGCUGCUCAGAAAAACCAAAGCGGAGAUUAAUCACAACACUUUAUAUUAAUAUAACCUAAGAUCGUGUUCGAAUGCGAUUCGAAUAUGACGGCAACAACGGAAAAUAGUAAAAAAGAAUCGCAGGAAAUGGCUACCAAAGAGAACGCUAACAGGAAUGGCCCAACCAAGGAGACACCAAUAGAAAGUCCUCAAAAAAGCCUAAAACUCCAAAAAGUGAGCAACGGUCAGUUGGAGAAGCGUGUCUACAAAAUCGUUCUCACUGGAGGUCCAUGUGGUGGUAAAACAACUGGUCAAUCCCGCCUGUGUACAUUUUUUGAAAAUCUCGGUUGGAAGGUGUUCAGAGUACCUGAAACUGCUACUGUCCUACUCAGUGGUGGUGUCAAGUUUUCCGAUCUCACUGAAAAAGAAGCACCUCCAACACCAACAACGUUUACGUACAAAAAUCUUCCCUUUGCCGCACCGGAGCACAGUCUUAUAGAUUUGACGGCAUCAUGUCCGCGAUGUUUGGCGAACGCUGCUUCAAAACCAAAUGGCAGCGAAGCAUAUAAAUUUCAAGAAAACUUGAUACGAACAAUGAUACAGAUUGAAAACACAUACUUUGAAUUGGGUAAAUCAAGUACCCGGAAUUGUUUGAUUAUAUGUGAUCGCGGCGUGAUGGAUGCAAGUGCAUAUAUUUCCAAAGAUAAGUGGGAAAAAAUGAUGGCAUCGAACAAUUGGAAUCCUAUUGAAAUGCGAGACAAUCGUUACAAUCAAAUAUUGCACUUGGUUUCGGCUGCUAAUGGAGCAGAAGAGUUUUACACCACCGAAAAAAUGAAAAAACUAUUCAAGGAACACGCUUGUCGUUCAGAAGGCGUUGAAUUAGCUCGUGAACUUGAUUAUAAAUCUGCUGCAGCGUGGGUUGGUCAUCCAUAUUUUGAUGUUAUUGAUAACUCAACAAAUUUCGAGACCAAAAUGAAUCGAAUGAUAGAAAGUGUUUGUCAAAAGCUGGGUAUCGAUAUUGGUGAUCGGUUACAAGCCACUUCAAGAAAACUUAAAUAUUUGGUUGCCACGUUACCUCCGGAUUCGGAAUUUCCGCCAUUCCAAGAUUUCAACGUCGAACACCACUAUUUACAGUCUUCUGGUCCUAAAGUGCAGGCUAGACUACGUAAACGCGGGCAGAACAAUCACUGGAGUUAUAUACACACAAUCCGUCGGCCAAAUGUGCACGGCCAAUCGCGCAUUGAGGUAAAAACGCAAUUGACUCAGCGUGAUUAUAUCAACUUAUUGGCCCAGCGCGAUGACGCUCACUUCACAAUUUAUAAGAAGCGCCGCUGCUUCUUGGUCAAUAAUCAAUAUUUCCAAUUGGACAUAUACAAAGAACCCAGUCAUCCAAGGUGCAAGGGCUUGAUCCUUUUGGAAACGUAUUCUUCUCUGUCUGGCGAGGCUCUACUAAAUUGCCUGCCAAAAUUUUUAAACAUAGUCAAGGAAGUUACCGGCGAUCCGGACUACUCUAUGUUUAAUUUAUCAUUAAAGGAGGAUUGGAGUAUCACGAAAAAGUUUUGCCAUUCUUUACAUGAGGACGUUUCCGGUUACAAAUCAAAGCAGCCUAGCGGAGUUUCGAAUAAACAAUUGGUUCUUAACGGUCAUGCCAAGGGUUAGUUUAAUGUUACACUUAUGGUUUAUCUCUAAAAUAUGAACGCAGUUUGCGAUGGAAAUGAAACUUAUUAGAUCAAUUUAGGCUUAAAUAUUUUUAACAUUAAGGAGGCUCAAACUGUGUACUUAAACUAUCUAUAAACUUUGUCAAUAUAAGGCUUUUAUACUAACCGACCAUUCAAUGAGUAACACACUUAUAAAUCAUGUUUUGGCCUCUCUAUUUUUGUUAGAACUUUUUUUAAAUAUUCUACCCUAAAACGAUUGACAGACUAGAUAUAUAUUUUUAGAUUUUUGAACGAAAUUAUGUCUGUCUGGCCCAUCUGGUUUAAUUUUAUAAUUUCCAAGAAAUACCUAGUUUUUUUAUUGUACUUAAAUGAAUAGAUUCUGUUAUUAUUAAAUGAGUUGUGCAGCGCCUUAGCCAUUUGAAGUGGUCUAUUAAAAAUUGAAAAAAUCACCAUUAAAUUAUGUUUAAAAUCUAAAUUUAUUGAUUACUUAAAAGAACGAAAAAUACAUUUUUAAUUUAUGAGUCUUGUAUUUUAGAGUAUAUAUGACUUUACCUCGUAAUAAAAAAAAUCAAAUUAAAAAAUGAAUAA